UCUUCCGUGGUGGUACCUCUAGUGAACUUUAGUAGCUAUCAUCAUGCUUUCCAAGGCAGUAUUAUUUUGCGUCUGUAUCGCGGUGGCGUCAGCGGCUGUGUCUCUACUUCCGCCCCAACCAAAACCGGAAAAAUUCCAGAAUCUGGAAGGAUGUUACGUUCCGGAAUUAGAUGUGGUCAUUCCUUUCAAUUCAUCAGUUUAUUCGGCCGACUGUAAACAAUACAACUGCGAAGCAUCUUACGUCUCUAUAUACUCGUGUGCACCUGUGGCUUUCGACUACAACAACAACCCGAGCUGCUACGAAUUCGUAGACAAAGAAAAAUCUUAUCCUGAUUGUUGUCUCCAAGUGAAAUGUGCUGUAGAAAAUUCUGACGAAUAGACUUAGCUUACAUUUCAAUAAAGGUUUUAAAUUUGA
Messenger RNA from Manduca sexta (tobacco hornworm), 415 nucleotides. RefSeq lists its product as uncharacterized. The coding region runs from base 44 to 379 and encodes 111 amino acids. The record is from RefSeq and is a predicted model, not a curated record. Lineage: Eukaryota; Metazoa; Arthropoda; Insecta; Lepidoptera; Sphingidae. The transcript is spliced from 3 exons.